This is a messenger RNA of Sinocyclocheilus anshuiensis, 1472 nucleotides long. RefSeq names its product adaptor related protein complex 1 subunit mu 2 (gene ap1m2). Lineage: Eukaryota; Metazoa; Chordata; Actinopteri; Cypriniformes; Cyprinidae. Gene Ontology annotation, cellular component: clathrin adaptor complex. The record is from RefSeq and is a predicted model, not a curated record. The transcript is spliced from 9 exons. The coding region runs from base 209 to 1222 and encodes 337 amino acids. Gene Ontology annotation, biological process: vesicle-mediated transport; intracellular protein transport.
AGCUUCUGGUGCUGCAGGUGGCUGAUGUCGCCCUCUACUGGCGCCUCCGCAGUCACGUGAUCGCUGGCACGCUUCUACCUGGCGCUGCGUGACGUCACCGCGCAGGAAACGGAACUGGCGAUCGAGGUGAGUCCACAAGUCUCCGGUAAAUACAGGAAUGUCACUAAACCUACUUUAAACCGGAUCCGGUGAUUUCUAAGCGUUGAGCAUGUCUGCGUCAGCCGUGUUCGUGCUGGAUCUGAAGGGGAAGGUGCUGAUAUGCCGCAACUAUAAAGGCGAUGUUGACAUGUCAGAGAUCGACCACUUCUUCACCCUGCUAAUGCAACAGGAAGAGGAGGGGCUUGUCUGCCCAGUGAUGUCACACGGCAACGUCCACUUCCUGUGGAUCAAACACAGCAAUCUCUACUUGGUGGCCACCACCAACAAGAACUCCAAUGCGUCUCUGGUCUACGCCUUCCUGUACAAGCUGGUGGAGGUGUUCACGGAGUACUUCAAGGAGCUGGAGGAGGAGAGCAUCCAGGAUAACUUCGUGUUGUGCAGGAUGAGGGUCGGGCCUGCAAAUGUGUGUGUGUGCUUGUGUGCGUGUGCGCGUGUGUGCGUGCAUGCGUGUGUGUGUGCAGGAGACAAAGGGAAGUCGGUGGCUAUGGAGGAUGUGAAGUUUCAUCAGUGUGUUCGUCUGUCCCGGUUCGAGAGCGACAGAACCAUCUCCUUCAUCCCGCCUGACGGAGAGUCUGAGCUCAUGUCGUACCGGAUCAACACACACGUGAAGCCGCUCAUUUGGAUCGAGUCUGUUAUUGAGAAGUUCUCUCACAGUCGGGUGGAGAUCAUGGUGAAGGCUAAAGGCCAGUUUAAAAAGCAGUCCGUGGCCAAUAAUGUGGAGAUCUACGUGCCGGUGCCGAGCGAUGCCGACUCUCCCAAGUUCAAAACCAGCACAGGUCACGCUAAAUACGUUCCUGAGAAGAACCUGGUGGUGUGGAGCAUUAAGUCCUUCCCGGGUGGAAAGGAGUUUCUGAUGCGCGCUCACUUCAGUCUGCCGAGUGUGGAGAAUCACGAGCUGGAGGGUAGGCCUCCGAUCACCGUCAAGUUUGAGAUCCCGUACUACACCGUGUCCGGCAUACAGGUGCGAUACAUGAAGAUCAUUGAGAAGAGCGGCUAUCAGGCGCUGCCGUGGGUCCGCUACAUCACACAGAGCGGAGAUUACCAGCUGAGGACAAACAGCUAAUGAGACGCAUGAGGACUGCACAGCAAGUUUUUAGAGGAAGUUUAUGAAAUGGUUUUUGUUGAUUUUAUCCUGCCAGAAUUUCAUUAGAAAAAAAGAUUAUUGUAUAAAUUGUUGGUUGAAUGUAAGCAGACUCAGCAUUUCAAUCACAAUGUAUUUUCAAGUGCUUUUUGCACCAAAUCAUGGAACAUGUUGUCAAUCAUUUCUGUUUAAUAAUAAAAUUUAAUAUAUUUGUCCUGAAAUUACUUAUAUA